AUGAGUGAGUUGAAGCCUCCAAAGGUGUUGAAUUCUUUCUCAAACAUUCAGAUUGAUCCGAACAGCACACAAGCGAAUCAGCCUCCUCUUCCUAAACCCCAAGAAGAAAAAGAAGACCCCAAAUCAUCAUUUUCUAAAGGUUCCACCUUUUCUUCCAGAGAGUUGGAUUUACGUUUUUUUGACUCUUCUGAUACUCUGAUAUUUGUUGGUCCAGAUGAAUCUAAGAAAGGGUCUGCAAAGUUGGUAUUACACGGAAUGUGUCUUUCCAAGCGGUGGAAACCUCCCGUCUAUGAUUGCUGCAAUGUUCAUGGACCUUCUAAUAUGAGACUGUUUACAUACAAAGUUGUGGUUGAGAUUAGAGAUUCUUCAGGAACAACAACUCUUUUGGAAUGUUUUGGUGAUCCCAAACGCAAGAAGAAAGCUGCGUCUGAGCAUGCAGCUGAAGGAGCACUCUGGUAUCUUGACCAUGUUAAGGGGAAAUCAGACAAAGCUGCAUCAGUAAAUCAGUUGAAGUAAUUGGAAAUUGUUUAGCAUAGUUUUUCAUACUGAGUGUUGUACAUUUGUUUAUCUGAGUUUUAUGUUUGUUCUCAAAACCUUAUCAGAAUUUACUUUAGAACCUGCUUUGAUGGUUAUAAGUUUCUCUAGCUCUUGUGCUAUUUAAUAAAUUUAUUAGCAAGUAUAA
Molecule: messenger RNA, 682 nt
Organism: Eruca vesicaria subsp. sativa (arugula)
Lineage: Eukaryota; Viridiplantae; Streptophyta; Magnoliopsida; Brassicales; Brassicaceae
Source: the annotation of a GenBank genome assembly